AUGGAAGCUGUCUUCAAGAACAGCGUCUUCUACAUAUCAACACUCACUGCAUCGCUUUCCUACUGCUAUUUCUUCUCUUCAAAGCUCUCUAAAGGUAUUUUCAGGUUCAUCUCUCUUUUUCCAAUCUUCUACCUCUUUGCCAUUCUUCCUCUCCGCUGCUCCUUCCUCUUCCCCACCGCCGUCUCCUUCUCCUUCACCACCUGGCUUACAAACUUCAAACUCCUCCGAUUCGCGUUCGAUCUCGAUCCAUCACCGUUUCAACCUUCUGAUUCGCUUCUUCGAUUCAUCACCGUCGCUUCCUUACCAAUCAAAACGAAAAAUUCAGAUUCCGAUCGUUCCGCCUCCGUCAAAAGUUCGCCGGAGAGAUUUCUGUUCAAAUUAGGGUGUCGGAUCCUGAUUUUCUCCAUACUUGCAAGUCUAGUCCAGAAUUACAGAUAUCAGUUUCAUCCGAAGAUCGUGUUGGUAAUCUACUGUGUUUUGUUGUUUCUAAUAAUCGAUAUCGUCGCCGCCGUGGCCAACUCUCUCGUGAUGUUAUUGACCGGAUUUGAGCUCGAACCGUCGUCCAACGAGCCUUAUUUUGCUACAUCGAUACAAAAUUUUUGGGGAAGAUGGAACCUCUUGGUAACAAAUACGCUGCGCCACACCAUAUACAAACCCGUCCGGCUAACCUUUGCCGGCCAUUAUUGGGCGCCACACGCCGGCGUAAUUGCGUCGUUCUUUGUUUCGGGAUUGAUGCACGAAUUGUUCGUUUACCAACUGUCACGUGAGAAGCCUACGUGGGAGAUGACAUCAUUCUUCAUGAUCCAUGGAAUCUGUGUGGUGGUGGAGAUGAUUGUGAAGAGACAUCUGGCAGGUAGGCGGUGGCGGUUACCACAGUUUGUAUCGACGCCGUUGACGGUGGGGUUCGUGGCGGCCACCGGUUUUUGGUUGUUCUUUCCGCCGCUGAUCAGAAGUGGUGUAGACAUGAAAGUGCUUAACGAGUAUGAAUCUGCGGUUGGUUUUAUCAAGAACAAACUCAUUUCAGUUUACUCAUUUUAA
Messenger RNA from Cynara cardunculus var. scolymus (artichoke), 1038 nucleotides. Its product is annotated as probable long-chain-alcohol O-fatty-acyltransferase 5. Gene Ontology annotation, biological process: lipid metabolic process. Bases 1 to 1038 code for a protein of 345 amino acids. The transcript has a single exon. The record is from RefSeq and is a predicted model, not a curated record. NCBI's taxonomy places the organism in Eukaryota, Viridiplantae, Streptophyta, Magnoliopsida, Asterales, Asteraceae.